Molecule: messenger RNA, 6555 nt
Organism: Xenopus laevis (African clawed frog)
Lineage: Eukaryota; Metazoa; Chordata; Amphibia; Anura; Pipidae
Gene: nfic.L
Exons: 11
Coding region: 389-1915 (508 amino acids)
Source: RefSeq, a predicted model, not a curated record
UUUUCCUCUCUUUUUUAAUUCUACCGUUCGUCUGCUCAUUUUCCAAAUGGAACCCAGUUCACAAAGUUGCCUACCACCUCCCUGUAUGGAUGCCUUAUUUUUAAGGAUUGUAUUAGAUUGGCAGGAGUUUUAAAUAAAUCUACCCACGAUAUUUGAUGCGUCUGAAUUUCCUGGAGAAGCUACAGCCUUUAUAUCUAGAUAUAUUCAUAUAUGUGUAUUUGUAAUUCAAAUGACGAUUUUGUGGGAUUUUUUUCUAUUUUUUUACUUCAAGAAGACAGAAAGUUGGAUGUCGAAUCUUACAAGGAGAGAAGAGUAUACUCCCUCUGUUUUUUAUCUGUUUAACUUUGUGCAUGUAACAGUGGCAUAAAAGAGGAUCUCCUUUUCAAACAUGUAUGCAUCACCUUUAUGUCUGACACAGGACGAGUUUCAUCCUUUCAUUGAGGCUCUUCUCCCUUAUGUACGAGCCUUUGCCUACACCUGGUUCAACCUUCAAGCACGAAAACGGAAAUACUACAAAAAGCAUGAGAAGAAGAUGACGAAGGAGGAAGAGCGAGGGGUGAAAGAUGAGCUACUAAAUGAAAAGGCAGAAGUUAAGCAGAAGUGGGCAUCCCGUUUGCUAGCAAAGCUACGCAAGGACAUCCGGCCAGAAUUCCGCGAAGACUUUGUGUUGUCUAUUACAGGCAAAAAGGCUGCAAGCUGUGUCGUUUCCAACCCUGAUCAGAAAGGCAAGAUACGGCGAAUUGACUGCUUGCGGCAAGCAGACAAAGUGUGGAGGUUAGACCUUGUGAUGGUCAUUCUGUUCAAGGGUAUUCCACUGGAGAGCACAGAUGGGGAAAGACUGGUGAAAGCCAGCCACUGCUCUAAUCACCAGCUUUGUGUGCAGCCUCAUCACAUCAGUGUUUCUGUUAAAGAACUAGACCUUUACCUGGCCUAUUUCAUUCGAGAGAGAGACUCAGAACAGAAUAGCAGCCCUCGCACGACUAUAGGAUCAGAUCUGGAGGACACUAAGCCCAUCAAUUUGGAUAUUACAGACUUCCAGGAGAGUUUUGUCACUUCUGGAGUUUUCAGCGUCACAGAAUUAAUUCAGGUGUCUAGAACCCCAGUUGUGUCUGGCACAGGCCCAAAUUUCUCUCUGGGAGAGUUACAAGGACACCUGGCAUAUGAUUUAAACCCUGCAGGCACUGGGAUGAGGAGGACACUCCCCAGUACAUCAUCCAGUGGGAGUAAGCGGCACAAAUCUGGCUCUAUGGAAGAUGACAUUGAUACCAGCCCUGGGGGGGAAUACUACACAUCGCCCUCAUCACCGACUGGAAGCAACCGUAAUUGGACAGAAGAUGUGGAAGGUGGAAUGUCUCCCACUGUGAAGAAAUCUGAAUUGGACAAAUCGCCAUUUCACAGCCCAUCUCCUCAGGACACUUCACCAAGAAUUAGUGGCUUCACUCAGCACCACAGGCCGGUUAUUGCUGUUCACAGUGGUCUUGCUCGCAGUCCCCAUACCUCCACUACUUUGCACUUUCCCACCUCUUCUCUCCUCCCCCAAGCUUCCUCCUACUUUCCUCACACUGCAAUCCGAUAUCCCCCCCACCUUAAUCCACAGGACCCCCUUAAAGAUUUGGUGUCCCUUGCUUGUGAGACCUCUAGCCAACAGCCUGGUCCGCUAAAUGGGAGCGGUCAGGUGAAGGUUUCGAGUCACUAUAUCUCCACGCAGAUGUUGGCCCCACCUCCUCCUGGAAUGCCUCGUCUUUCUUUAUCAUCUGACACCAAAUCUACAACUGCAUCUGAUGGCAGCACCUCCUCACCAACAUCUCCAACAUACUCUGCCCCCAGUACACCACCAACCAACCGAUCAUUUGUGGGACUUGGACCCCGUGAACCUGGGAGCAUAUAUCAGGCACAAUCCUGGUACCUUGGAUAGUGACCUUGACCCAUCACUGCUUUAUUAAAGCCAGUCAUACGGAACACAAAUCCCAGGGACAAUGGAGGAGAAAAAAAAACUUCUUUUGCAAAGAGGCAAAAACAACCCCACCUUACAAAAACUGAGAAAUUCUGGGGAGAAACAGAAAAGCAAGAAGAAGACAGAUAUUCUUACUUAUUCUGGGAUGGCCUUGAAUGUCAAACAAAACACAGCAGGGUGAUGAUGAGAGAAAUGUAAUCCAUAUUCUACCCUCUAUCCAGCUACAAAAUAACAGAACACAUGCACGCAGGGUAGAUUGGGAUAUGGCGUAAAUUGCCCCCAUUUUCAAGUCAGAAAUAUUAUUAUGAGAUAUGAUACAGUAUAUAUAUAUGUACAUAUACAUAUGUAACAGAUACUAACAUAUUAAUGCAAUAACACUAUUGUCAAAAACUACAAGUGUUAAACUCAAUGCCUAUUUUAAACUGUUACUGUGGAUGUCUGUAUGUCUGUGCACACACAUUAUACAUAUAUAUAUAUAUAUAUAUAUAUAUAUAUAUAUAUAUAUAUAUACAGUAUAUAUACAUCUGUUGCCCUCUAAAAGUUCUUGAAGGGGGACUGGAAAGAUAGAGGGCCUAAGGUUUACUUCCCAAAUAUACACUUCUCUGUUGGCUUCCCAGUGUAUGUAAGGCAAGAGUGGACUAUUAUUUAUAGCGUAGUAGUCAGUGCUUUAUUAUGACAGAGGCCCUCUUAGUCAUAUGCAACUAGACGUUCUAUCUCUAGCUCUUCUCCUCAGUUUUUCUGGUGACGGCCCUGCUCACUCAGCCAAAUGACCUGCAUGGUGCUUUCUCCUGCACACCCAGUCUGAGAUCAUCUAGCCAGCUUUUGGCUGAAGACCUGCAUGGCAGAUUUAUAUAUUGCACUAUGCCCUUUGUAUAUGGAUUUUAUAAAUGCCUAUUCCCAUUUGCCAUGGAUGAAAACCUGAUUACAACUAGUCUUGUAAAAGGUUAUAGAGGUAAGAAGUUUUAACGAAGGCUUUGUGGAAUACUGUCCCUAUGGGAACAUCCUUGUGGCCAGUAGAAAGUUCCAACAUGGUCAUAAGACAAAAUUCUUUUAUUCAGAUUUGUUGGCUAUGUUAGUACUUUUUUCAUGUCAUAUUGUAAAUUACCAGAAAUUAGGGGAUCCUCCAAGAAAAUGUCUGUAUUUAGAUGUAAGAGCAGCUGUAAGGAUCCCCUCAUGGGAUAACUAAAAUGUGGGGCUGCGUGGUGUGCUGCUGUUUGUUGGAAAGAUUUUAAAAAAUUGUAUAGCAUUUGAAGAGAAAAACAAAAAAACACUAGUAAAGUGUCAAUAUAUAUAAAUAUAUAUAUAGCAUUAAAUAUGUACAAAUGAUCUUUUUUUUCCCUUAUUUGCACGGAAUUUUCUAUCACAUUAUGUGCCUUGCCUUCUGACAAAUGAUGAAAUAACCACUGCUCAUUUGCUGCAUGCUAUUAUUCAGUAUACAGAAGAUAUAAAAUAUGUACAGACAUUAAACAGUUAAUGGUUUUAUUUUAUGUUAACGUUUUCCUUGCUUUUCCCACUUCCUUUAUGAUCCAGCACUUUUCCAAUACCCCAUCAAUCUUUCAUUCAGAGAGAGGCUGUUAACAUUAAACAGGCUUGAGCUGGUGUAUGUGGCAUUUAGGUACUAGAGUAAGGUUAAGCAGCAACGGUGAAAAUCACUAUUGCUGAUGCGUGACUUUGUAUGUUGAAGCCUAUUUCUAAGUAGUUCAUGCAAUGAACUGCUUCCCAAUUUUUAUGUAUUUAACCACGUCAAGGCUUGCAAUAUUUUUAUUAGGGAACCCUGACAGGGCAUAACCACAGGAACCAAUCAAAUGUUUGUUUUAUUGUUCUACAUGCACCUGGAUGGAAAAACCUAAUCGCUGAUUAGUUGAUAUGGGUUACUGCCUCGGUGCAAAUUUGACCUGUGUUUGCCCCGUUUGCAGUGGGUUUUGCUUCUUGUAGUUUGCUUAUUAAAAUUUCUGGCGGGGCUGCUGGGAUAUCUGCUGAGCUCACCAUAUAGUAAUGUAGUAGUAAUGCAUAUUUUUGCCAGUAUAUAAUAUAUGUUUUUUAGCACAAUAUAUGACUUGAGCUGUGCACAGGUAAAACAAUGUGAAGGUUUUGUGAACUAAAAUUGUGCCAGACAUAAGCAAUUCAGUAUAAGAUUGUAUGUAAGCAGUUUUUUGCAAAUAAAUGGCCAUAUUUACUAAAAGAGUGGAAAAUGCAAAUUAAUUGGCACAAUAAUUAGCACAAUGUGCCAUAAUUAUUUCUCAGAUUUCCCCCCCACACACACACACAUUCAGGAAAAACAAAAAAUUUUAUUUUGUAAAUUGGAUGCAAAAGGAUGUAAAUCACAUCUGCAAGUAAUGGGUCCACAAGGGCAGGACAUGGAUGUGGGCUUAUACAACCAUUACCUUGCAUAAUAUCAAGUAUCUAUGGUUCUACUGCCAGGUCAAGGCUGAUUCUAGUAGCCGCCUCCCUCGCAUCAUAUGCUUCAGAUCAUGUGCAACUAGCAGAUUAGUUCAUAGCUAAUCGAAUUUAUGGGUCAGUGAUAUGGGGAGAUACACAAAAAGCUAAACUUGACGAUUUCCUUUGGAUUCAAAUCCAAACCGUAUAACUAUAUGAGCAGGUGCAAGCAAUGCCUGUGCUAUUUACAAGACACAAUUCUGCACCCAGUUUUGAGCUUUACCUGGAGAUUGCGCCAUUGGUCUUCUGGCUGCUACACUUUUUCUGAACAAUACCGUCACAUUGCUUUCAUUCUGUGUUGUUCUUUUCAUGUGCUUUUCUAUAUAGUAAUUUGCACUUUAUUGGCAAACUCUGGAAGUUUAAAAAAAAACAUGGUUCAUGGUUUUGAAGAGAUAUAUUUUGUAAUAUUUUGUUACAUUUUAUCAUUUUAGAAAGUAGGUAUUAUGUGCAAGUGCUAUAUUCAGUUUAUGCUACCCAACUUAUCUAAAGUUGCUAAAUAUUAAGAAGUAUAUCUUAGCUUAUAUGAAACAUAUAAUAGCCUAUGCUUAAGCCUACCUAAUAUACAGUAUAUUUCAAUACUGGUCCCCAAAAGCUGACUUUAUGCUCUUCAUAUGCCUAGCCCAAUAUGGCACUCCAACACAAAUGGCUGCUACACAUUUGAGCCUCCGAGUCCUGGGUUUUUUAUGUUGAACAUUUUUAAAAAAUUGUGUAGAGGUGUUAAGUUUUGUAGAUGUGAUGCAGUAUUAACCCACAACCAUUCAAAAAGCUGUAGCCUUUAUUUAGCUUCAGACUUUAAGCUGGAAUAUGUAAUCAUUGUGGGUUCCUUGUGGGGUAUAUAUUAUAGUCCUUAGAAGUGUAGCACAUGCAGAGCUUCUAAGGACAUUUUCAAGUACAUCUUCAGUGCAGCAGUUUACAAAUCAAUGAGUAGGAAAAUGGAAGGGGACAGGGGGAAUUUAGAGUUGUGACUGUUGAUAAUGCCAUCUACCAGCAACUGCCAUUAGGAAAAAGGCCUACUGAACAUUCAGCAUUUUGACUACCCCAGUAUUCUGAGAGGCAAUAUCAAAAUGUCUUAUUCCAAAGGACAGAAAGUGAGUUUACUGUAGGAAGCGGCUGCUAUAGUUCUCCCUUAAGGGUGCAACGAAGGUCAAAAUGCUGCAUGGGCUGUAGGGCCAAUGGAUAUACUUAAGUAAGCUAAUUCUGGGCCACUCAUAAAGAGUUGAUGAGCCUUUUUAAGCAGGCUCUCAGGUGAGCCAAGAGUGCCCUAGUCUCAUUUUUAGUAUAUUGCAGAUCUUUAGUCUAAAGUAAUAAGUCAGGUUAACUGCCUCUCUCUUACAUCAUACUAAUUCAGUCUUGGCUUUAUAUUUGAUUUUUAUUGCUGCUUUUUACAUUCUUCCCUUUGUUAUAGGAUGCUUACAGAAAAGCAUAUUUCAAGGUAGUUUAGAAACCAAUUGCUAGCUACAAUCCUUGUUUUUCUUGUAUUGCUUCUCUUAAUCACCUUACUCCCUAAAUUUCCAAAUUCUUCAUUAUGGUAUAUGUAAAUAAAUGUCAGCAUCUCAGUCUUCACCCUAUUAUUACAUGAAAUAUAUAAACCCAGGACUGUGUGAUCCUGACCUUAUUAACCUACAGUUUUACAUUUCAUCUCUUACUUGUCCUCUUCCCAUUCCCAUAUGUGGCAAACAUUAUACAAAUAUUUUCUGCAUUUUUUCUAUAGUGUCUUCCAAAGCCUCCAAAUAUAUGCAACUUGUUGUGUGUCCUAAACCCUGUGAGUGAAUGGGGAGAGGAUGUGCCCCUUAACUUGCCACGGAUCAUAUUUACUAGGUAUGGGGUGGGUCUGCAAGGGUGAAAAGGAGCAAGAUUUGUGUAUUCCGUUAAUAAACCAAAUUCAGGGUACUCCUCUCCCCAAAACUUUUAUAGGGCUAAAAUCAACCUCAAUGCUGUUGAAAGGGACUUCAUGAAAACAUUGCAAUCAAUUUUGACUGCAUUUAGGUUAAACAAUGGGUGAUUACUUUUUGUUGAAUUUUAAAUACUUGGGUUUUUAAUCUGUAUAGUUUUUCAUGCAUAGAGAUCUCCUUUCUUCUGUUGUUUUAUUUUGGGAUUUUUGGGGGAGGAAAUGCGUUACCCUAUUUUUUUAACAAUGGACAAAAUGUUUCUUUUGUAAGCAAUCA